Lodderomyces pseudojiufengensis is the source of this 2676-nucleotide messenger RNA. RefSeq lists its product as uncharacterized. NCBI's taxonomy places the organism in Eukaryota, Fungi, Ascomycota, Pichiomycetes, Serinales, Debaryomycetaceae. Bases 1 to 2676 code for a protein of 891 amino acids. The transcript has a single exon. Gene Ontology annotation, molecular function: DNA binding. Gene Ontology annotation, cellular component: nucleus. The record is from RefSeq and is a predicted model, not a curated record.
AUGGAAUUAUAUGGACUGGAAGAUGUUGGAAAUAAACAAGUUAGUGUUACAGAUGGAGAAGGAGAAGGAGAGGAAGACACAUAUUUGCAUACACUUGAAAGUAGUGAUAUAACAGAUAUUGAUGCUACUCCACCUCGAGAAGAAUCUAAUUUACAUAUGUCUAGUAUUGUAUCAGAAGAAGAGAUAAUACCAAAAGAACCUCAUCGAUUAUUAUCGAUAUUGAAUGGAAAUAGGAAUAAAAAACGAAAAGUAGUUGAAGUAGAAGUAGAAGAAGAAAUACCUGAACCUGAAACAUUGGAAGAAUUAGAAAAGAAGAUAUAUUCAAAAAUUAAAUCAACUAGUAUAACUAGUUUUUUUUCAUCAUAUAAAAGCAAAAAGGAAUUUAGUUCAUUUAUUACACUUCAAAUAUCACCAGAAAAGCUUCGGAAUAUACGACGAGCUCAACAAUUACCAUUAAAGAAUACUAUUGAUCAUAAUGAAUUUAAAAUGUUUGAAAAUGCAAAAAGAACAUCAGCAAGAGAUAUUUUUAGUAACUUUAAACCAAAAGAGACAGAAAUCAAACAACAAUCUGAAAUUAAACAAUUAAAACUCGUUCACAUGGUAACAAUCAAAUUAGAACCAAAGUAUCUAGCAAAAUUUAAAGAAAAUCCAUUACGUACCAAAGGAAAUAAUGUGAAUGGGACAUCUUAUAAAUCAGUUUUUGCAUCGAUGAUGACUGCCAGUAAAAACAAUAAAUCAUUAACUACUAAACAGAUUAAAGAAAUGGAAUUACCAAGUAUUUCAAAAAGUCAAUUUCAUGUUACGGACGAAAUUAUUUCAUAUUUACCAACGCUGACAUUACCAGCACUACAAAAAAAAUUGCAUGUACAAGAUCCAGAAGAUAUAUCUGGACUUGUACCACCAUUGAAUAUACCAAAAUCAAAACUGCAUUACACUUAUACAUAUACAAAUAUAAACAAAUCAGAAUUAGCAUUAAAUAAAAUAUCCAACCUUCAUAAAGCAAAACAAUUACAAACUAUAUUUGAAAAAUUAAAUCAACCUACAAAUGCAUCACAAAAUUUACAACCUUGGGUUAAUAAAUAUCAACCUGAACAAAUGUCAAAUUUAAUAAUGCAUAAACAUAAUAUAAAACAAAUAAAAAAUUGGAUAGAAAAUUCAUUUUUAAAAUUAAAAAAUCAAGCACCAGUAAAAGAUUUAAAACAAAAAUUGAAAAAAAGAAAAAUUGAUAAUUUUUUAAUUGAUGAUGAUGAAACAGAAGAAGAAAUAUAUCUGCCAUUUUUAAUUUUACAAGGUUCAUGUGGUUCAGGAAAAUCAACAUCUGUUUAUACAGCAAUGAAAGAAUUAAAUGGAUAUGUUCAUGAAAUUAAUACAGGUAUAUCAAGAAGUAGAAAAGAUAUUUAUAAUAUUUUAAAAGAAUUAUGUACAACUCAAUUAGUUAAUGAUACAAAAGAAUUUCAAAAGGGAUUAAUAUUAUUUGAAGAUGUAAAUAUAUUAUUUGAACAAGAUAAAACUUUUUGGCAAGUUGUACAAGAUAUUAUAAAUGUUUCCAAGAGACCAAUUAUUAUAACUUGUGAAGAAAUUUGGAAUAUUCCAAAAAAUUUAAUUGAAUUUGCUCAAGAUGAUAAUUCAAUAAUUUUUAUUGAUGAUUACCUAGUUUCUAAAAAAUUAAUUUCUGAUUAUUUAUGGUUAUGUUGUUUAAAUGAAAAUUAUAAUGUUGAUGAUAAUAUAAUUAAUGAAAUUAUUGAUAAUAAUUGGAAUGGUAAUAAUUAUAAUUUGAAAGGAUGUUUAAAUCAAUGUGAAAUGUUAUGUAAAGUACAAAAUUUACAACAACAAAUUAUUAAAAUUGAAAAGAUAAAAGAUGAUGAAGUUGAUAAAGGAAAUGAUGAUUUAUUAUUUCAAGCUCAACAAUUUGAUCUUAAUUCAGCAAGUGAUGUAAUUUCCAGUAAUUCUAAAACUCAAAUACCUUUUAAAUUUCAAAAAAAUGAAUUUAUUGAUUUAUACUACAUUGAUGAUUUAAAUAAUUUUAAAACAUUACCAUUUGAAUUUAAUUGUGGUAAAGAAUUGAAACCGCUAAUUACAACAAAUUUAUCAAAUCAACCAAUUUUAAAAUUUAAAAUAAAUGAUUUAAUGUAUGAUUGUCAAAAUUUUAUAGGAUCAAGGUUAAAAAAAUUUUCAAAAUUAUUUUAUCAAAUUGAUAAUUCAAGAGCAACAAGAUCAAGUAGUAUUGAAUCAAAUAAUAGUUUUGAAAUUAAUCAGCAUCAACAACAAUAUCAACAAGGUAUACCUGAAAAUUCAUUUUUAUAUAAUAUACCACCACAAACCUUAAUAUUAGAUUUAUUACCAUUUGUUAGAAAUUGGUCAAGUUUUCAAAUUGAAAUAAAUAAAUUUGAAAAUGAAAGUUUGAAGUUGGGAAAAGCAAGUAUUAAAAAAUUUUUAAAAUAUAGAGAUUUUUUAAUUAAUGAAUUUAAUUUAUUGAAUACUUUACCUAAUUUAAAUUCAUUGAUUAGUGAUGAAAUGAUUAUUGAUGAAAACAUUAAAGAAGAUAGUAAAGAGAACAAUAAUGAGAAUAAGAAUGAGAUUGUAGAUGAGAAUAUGGAUGAGAACAUUAAUGGAACCGUCUCACUCGAAUCCAGAAAUGAAUUAAAUAGUAAUGAAUAUAGAAUGAAUAUAGAAUGA